This is a messenger RNA of Aspergillus udagawae, 465 nucleotides long. RefSeq lists its product as uncharacterized. The record is from RefSeq and is a predicted model, not a curated record. Lineage: Eukaryota; Fungi; Ascomycota; Eurotiomycetes; Eurotiales; Aspergillaceae. The transcript has a single exon. The coding region runs from base 1 to 465 and encodes 154 amino acids.
AUGCCAAUUUCUGCUGGGUUACCACAGACUAUCACUGUCCUGCAGAUGCUGGCGCAAUCGGAAGGCCUGCUAGAAAACCCCAAUGGGUCACAGCCGCCAAAAGACUCGUCACAGAACCAGUUAAAUGCGGGUCGCCGUGUCCCAGAUGAAACGAAUCGAUGGGAAAGUACGGCAUGGCACCCAAUUUCAGAAACUCUCACUGAGGACCCGGUCACUGACGUAUCUGCGGGUUAUAAUUUCGAAGAAACCGGGCGAUUUGGCUCCGAUAGUGAGCGCUUUGGGCAGUUGAUAACACCCAAUUCUGUUGGUGCUCAGAUAGGAUUCUUCGCAUCAGAUUUUGCACAAACAACAGAGUCACUUCAAAUGGAUGCGCUUAUGAUGGAGAGCUGCUACGUCACCGGCGAUGUCACUGAGAGUUCCGAAACCGAUGGCGAACAAGACUUCAAUAAUGCGCUUAAGCUCUAA